AGGUUUUGAGAUCCUGAGAUAUCAGAUGAAAUAUGCCCAAAAUAGAGUUGAAUGGUAUUACUGUCGAUUUUCCAUUUCCACCCUACAAAUGUCAGGAAGAAUAUAUGUCCAAAGUGCUUGAGUGCCUGCAAAAGCAAGUGAAUGGAAUUUUGGAGAGCCCCACAGGUACAGGGAAGACAUUAUGCCUCCUGUGCUCAACCUUGGCUUGGCAAGGGCACUUCAAGGACGCCGUUUCUGCACAAAAGAUCGCACAGCGAUUAGAUGGGGCAGAGCUCUUUCCGGACCGACCCUUGUCGUCUUGGGGUAAUGCUGUCACGGGGACUGAUGUUCCAGCUUAUUACACUGAUGUCCCUAAAAUAAUUUAUGCCUCCAGAACACAUUCUCAGCUUGCUCAGGUCAUCAGUGAAUUAAGGAAUACUGUUUACAGACCCAAAGUGUGUGUGUUGGGUUCCAGAGACCAGCUUUGCAUCCACCCUGAAGUUAAAAGGCAGGAAAGCAACCAUAUGCAGAUCCACUUGUGUCGUUUGAAAGUGACAACUCGGACGUGUCAUUUCUAUAACAAUGUGGAAGAAAAAAGCACCGAGAAGGACCUGAUUAAUCCCAUCCUGGACAUUGAAGACCUUAUUAAAAAUGGAAACAAACACAGAGUUUGCCCCUAUUAUCUUUCUCGGAAUCUGAAACAGCAAGCAGACAUCAUUUUUAUGCCUUAUAACUAUUUGCUGGACUCAAAGAGUCGAAGAGCACACAGCCUGGACUUGAAGGGGACUGUAGUAAUCCUUGAUGAAGCUCACAACGUGGAGCGGCUGUGCGAAGAAUUGACAUCGUUUGAUUUGACUCCCUAUGACUUAGCUUCAGCUGUUGAUGCUGUCAAUAUAGUUUUAGAAGACCAAGCCAGAAAAGUUGAACAGAAUGAAAUGAACUCUGAAUUCAACAUGGACCAUGUCAAUGCAGGACUAAACAUGGACCUUGAAGAUAUAGCAAAAAUAAAGCGGAUUCUCCUUCAGCUAGAAAGUGCUAUUGAUGCUGUAGAGCUCCCACCAAGUGGAAGUGGACUCACGAAAGAUGGAAGCUACAUAUUUGACUUGUUUGCAAAGGCUCAAAUCACAUUCCAGACCCAGAAUUCUCUCAUUGAAGCACUGGAACAAAUUGUGCAAUAUUUAGCAGGCCGUACUGGGAUAUUCACCAACACUGCCGGAUUGCAUAAAUUUGUGGAUGUAAUUCAGACUGUUUUUAACUUCGGUCCAUCAGAAGGGACAACUGGCGUAGCAGCAGGCCACAUGGUAUCAAAAUACUAUAAGGUCCACAUCCAUCCUGAUGCAAAUAAUCAGAAAAAGAAGCAGAGGACAGACUUGUGGAACUCAUUGUCAACUAAAAAACAAGGAAAGAUCUUGAGCUACUGGUGUUUUAGCCCUGGAUACAGCAUGCAUGAGUUGGUUCGUCAAGGAGUCCGUGCAAUCAUUCUGACAAGUGGGACGCUUUCCCCAGUUUCCUCUUUUGCUAUGGAGAUGCAGAUACCGUUCCCAGUUUGUUUGGAAAACCCACAUGUUAUUGAUAAACACCAGAUCUGGGUAGGAAUAAUCCCCAAAGGGCCUGAUGGAGGUUUGCUGAGCUCCACUUACGAAAAAAGAUUUUCAGAAGAAUGUCUGUCCUCUCUUGGGAAAACAAUAGUUAACCUUGUCCGAAUAAUACCUCAUGGACUCCUGGUGUUUUUCCCUUCAUAUCCAGUCAUGGAUAAAAGCUUGGAAUAUUGGAGGGUGCACGAUUUUGUGGGGAAAAUAGAAGCAGUGAAGCCAGUGUUUGUAGAACCAAGACACAAAGGAGCAUUCACAGAGGUUAUAGAUGCCUAUUAUGAAAAGGUUGUGUGCCCUAAAUCAAAUGGUGCUAUUUUCUUGGCUGUGUGCCGGGGAAAGGCUAGUGAAGGUUUGGACUUUGCUGAUAAGAAUGGACGAGGUGUCAUCAUCACAGGUCUUCCGUUCCCCCCUCGCAUGGACCCCAGGAUCAUUUUAAAGAUGCAGUUCUUGGAUGAAAUGAGGGCAAAAGAUAUUGGCGGGCAGUACUUGUCUGGGAACACCUGGUACAAACAGCAGGCUUCUCGUGCAGUGAACCAGGCUAUUGGGAGAGUUAUCCGACAUCGGCAAGAUUAUGGUGCCAUUUUCCUCUGCGACCAUAGGUUCAUGAAUACUGAUUCAACAGCCCAGUUGCCUUCCUGGGUCCGCCCUUACAUUAAAGUUUAUGAAAAAUUUGGACACGCAGUCAGGGAUGUUUCUCAGUUCUUCCGUACUGCACAGCAGUGUAUGCCCACUCCUACUCCUCGUCUUCUCCCUUGUACCAUCGCUGCAGAAGAAAAUGAUUCUCCAUCUCCAUCUUUAGUUCCACGCAAGCAGUCCCCUACUGGGACAAAAGCCAACGUUCUGGAUGAUCAUGUUCCUAGUCUGAAAAGGAAGUGGAUGGAUAAUGGAGUGGCCAGCGUGUGCUUGGACUAUGAGCAGGGUCCAUCCUCUUCCAGAAGGCAGCCUGGUGGCCUCUUGGAUGCCCUGGAGCACAACGAUAAAAGCUGUGAUGAAAUGGCUGGGGAGAAAAGCUUGCCAGGAGAGGAAACGACAAAGCGUUUGUCAACUCUGUCCCUUCAGUAUGAAAAAAAACUCAUUGAUCAGCAGAAAGGCGGCAGGAAGAAAAUCAAGAUAGUCAGCAGUUUGCAGACCAACGAGGUACCAGAUUCCUCAGACCCCAAGAAAGCUAGAGCUGUGGUUUUUAUUGCAACAGUGAAGCGGUCUCUGAGCCAGCUAAAUUUUGAUAUAUUUUCACGAGCCCUCCAACAGUACAAAAAUUCAAAUGAUUUCAAUGCUAUGUUAUCUCAGAUGAGUGGAGUUUUCCUGAAAGACCGGAAAAACCAUGUCCUAAUGCGAGAGUUUUACCAGUUUGUUCGGCCUCAGCACAAAAAGCAGUUUGACGAAGCCUGCUGUUCCCUGACCGGCGUUGGUUGCGGCUACAAACCGGAGCACAGCCUUCUGCAAGAAGAGAGAUUGUUACUGGCUAAAAAUGCAGGACGACAGUGCGAGAAGAAAAUGAGCUUUUUGGAAGAUUCCUCCAGGCAGCUUAAUUCUGUGCAGCAUUUAAACAAAGGUGGAUCCCACCUGACUGCUGAGUUAAAUAUGAAAGGAGAAAGCUGUACCAAGGUCUCGGAUGACUCCUCCAGAAGUUCGUUCAGUACUACGAAGGAGAACAGCCACCAGAUAAAUCUGUCAGCCUAUUUAAGUGACCUCAAGAAGACUCUAGACAAAACCAGCUAUAGUCGCUUUAUUUCAGCACUCCUGGCGUACAAGAAGACAGAUAACUAUGACUCUGUAAUAUCUGUGGUGGCAGCCCUUACUACAGAAAAGCCAGAGCACUUUCAUCUUCUACAGAGAUUCUCCAUGUUUGUCCGCCCACAUCAUAAGAAACAGUUCAUACAGAUGUGCAGAGAGCUGAUGGGGGCGGCUUGCCCUGGGGAAAACAAGGAGACCUGUUCUGUUGGGCCAGAGCUUUCAUACUGCACUGUGGAAGACAGCGAAAUUCAGGAUACAGCUGCCCGACAAUGCCCAGGUGCUUCCAAGGAUGGGAGACUAGAACAGCUCCAAGAUCCAGACUCACAGGAGAUCGAGGGAGGACCCAGCAGAGUACGAGAACCCACAGAUGACGGCAGCCUGCCUAUCUCCCCAGUAGGUGGUGGCUAUCAGUGUGUUAAAUGCCGGUCUGAGCAUGGUGUGCCCUUUAAGUGCCAGCGGUGCUCCUUCACGUGUUGCAACAAAUGCUGGGAGAGUUCCUUGAAGCUUGCCAAGAAGUGCCCAGAAUGCCAAGCGGAUACCAAGAGAAGACACUUAGCCAUAUCUUACUGGCCAGAUCCCUCCGUGAAAGCGAUGUAGAGUGAACACAUUAGCUGCUUAACUGGACCCAAGGAAUGUAUGGCUUGCUGCAGCUGGUCUGUGAGGAGGAGGAACAACGAAAGUGCAAGUGGUUUUCAAUCACCUCUCUGGACCCCUCCCCACCCUUGGUGUUGCUCUUCUCUUCAAGGUUAUCAUUUUCCAGGUAUCUGAACCCUUCAAAUGCUCCUGUACUUUUCAGUAGGUCCAGAGGGCAUUUAAAUCAGAGCGUUAACACUUUAUAAUUUUUUCUAAUAAUGAUCUUUGCAGCAAGGCUGAGUACUACAAAGCCUAUUGUCUUUAUCAUGGGAAAAUUAAAAAGGACUGAUACGGACUCUGCCUGGGGCUUUCCAUUCUGUCCCUGAAGAACCACCCCUUACAUGUGUGUUUUUUUUUUUAAUUCUUUCUUUUACUUUGUUGCCCUUAUAAUAUGGAUUCAGUGAAAAGAUUCCACAGUCACCCUAGUCUGAAUUUCCACAGGAGCUUGAUAUGCCUAUGUUUUAAACAAAGGAAUAACGUAUUUGGUCACAUUUGGAUAGCCAGUAAAAACUCUGGGAUUGUCUUUAAUAAAUAUUUACCAGAACAGAGAUACCUAAAGGAAAACCUGCCUGUUGUUCUUUUUUCUUUAGAAGGCUGUGGGCAUGUCAGUUCUGUUGAAAGACCUUCUGACUAGUCCUGACUAACUCCAAGCUUCAGAAUUUACCAUUUUUCAAGACCAUUUUACUUCUCUUGCCUGUCCUCUCUUGGACCCCGAUCCAGCAUUCCCAGCCUAAGAGAGAGAGGGAGCCUACCUCGGUUUCUGUUUCUACACCCAGAAACAACCGUUUCGAGGUCAUGAAUGAGUAUUUCUUUUUUAUAUAGUAAAUUAAAGCUUAAGAAAUGGUGUCCAUUUUCAGAAGUGUGAAUAAUCUGCGGUAUU
Molecule: messenger RNA, 4818 nt
Organism: Candoia aspera
Lineage: Eukaryota; Metazoa; Chordata; Lepidosauria; Squamata; Candoiidae
Gene: RTEL1
Product: regulator of telomere elongation helicase 1
Exons: 35
Coding region: 33-3902 (1289 amino acids)
Biological process (GO): DNA repair; negative regulation of t-circle formation; negative regulation of DNA recombination
Cellular component (GO): nucleus
Molecular function (GO): ATP binding; DNA polymerase binding; hydrolase activity, acting on acid anhydrides, in phosphorus-containing anhydrides
Source: RefSeq, a predicted model, not a curated record